AUGCCUCGUCCCAGAACACUGCUGCUUCUCCUCGUCACAGUCUUCGUCGUCGCUUGCCGGAGUGCCGCUGAAUCCAUCGGCGAUGGGAGGCAGGUCUACAUCGUGUACCUGGGACACCUACCCAACACGGAUGCAUCCGAGCCUGGAGGUUUCUCUGCUGUUGAGUUUGCUCAUCAGGACCUGCUGAACCAGGUCCUCGACGACGACAGCUCUGCUUCAGAGAGAAUCCUUCAUAGUUACAAGAGAAGCUUAAAUGGCUUUGCUGCCAAGCUAAGCGAAGAAGAGGCACAUAAACUGUCUGGCAUGAAGGCUGUUGUCUCAGUCUUCCCAAGUAGGACCCUUAAGCCUUUGACCACAAGGUCCUGGGACUUCCUAGGCUUCCCUCAAACGCCCAAGGAAGAGCUACCACUGCAAGGAGACGUCAUCAUCGGUAUGCUCGACAGCGGUGUAUGGCCUCACUCGCCAUCUUUCUCUGACGAAGGUUUUGGUCCACCGCCGAGCAGGUGGAGGGGUACAUGCCACAACUUCACGUGCAACAAUAAAAUCAUUGGAGCUCGGGUCUACGGCAUCGGACUGAAUGACAGCGCCGGCUUGUCGCCGCUGGACAAGGGUGGCCACGGCAGCCACACAGCAUCAAUCGCGGCCGGCAGAGCAGUGCACAACGUGAGCCUCGGUGGCCUGGCUGCCGGCACUGCCCGUGGUGCCGUGCCUGGCGCCAGGCUCGCCAUCUACAAGGUGUGCCACGGGGGCUGCCACGACGCCGACAUCCUGGCUGCCUUUGACGACGCCAUCGCCGAUGGCGUCGACAUCAUCUCGUUCUCCAUCGGGGAUGUGGUCCCGUCACAGUACUUCAUGGACGCCGGCGCCAUCGGCUCCUUCCACGCCAUGAGGCAUGGUGUUCUCACUUCCGCCGCGGCCGGCAACUCCGGGUUGUAUGGCGGCCAUGUCAGCAACGUUGCGCCCUGGAUGCUGUCCGUUGGGGCAAGCGGCAUCGAUCGUGGGUUCGUCGACAAGAUUGUCCUUGGGAAUGGCAGGACUAUAGUGGGAGCCUCCAUUAACACCUUCCCGCCGCUGCAGAAUGCGACUCUUGCGUUCCCUAUCAACGGUUCUUGUGAACCACAAGGUCUGGCCGGUGGUUCGUACAAAGGGAAGAUCCUCCUCUGUCCGGCUAACAAUGGCAGCCUUAACGAUGGCACAGGCCCGUUCAUGGCAGGUGCAGCUGGCGCUGUCAUCGUCGGCUAUAACCCCGACCUUGCCCAAACUGUGAUUCUCCCUGCGCUCGUAGUGACUCAGGACCAGUUUGAUGAAAUCCUGGCCUACGUGAAAAGCAGCAGUAGUCCUGUGGGUACCAUAGACAGCACGGAGACAACGGUCGAUCCUCAAGCUCCCAUAGCCGCCUCCUUCUCUUCUCCAGGCCCUAACCUAAUCACUCCUGGAAUUUUGAAGCCUGAUCUAGCUGCACCCGGGAUUGACAUCAUAGCCGCAUGGACACUCCUGUCAUCGCCGACGGGCGAGCCUGAAGACAACAGGAGAGUCCUGUACAACAUCGAGUCCGGCACGUCCAUGGCAUGUCCACACGCGAGUGGCGCCGCCGCAUAUGUCAAGUCCUACCACCGCGACUGGUCUCCGGCGAUGAUCAUGUCAGCUCUCAUCACCACAGCCACUCCGAUGAACACGCCGGCCAAUUCCGGCUACAGUGAGCUCAAGUACGGCGCCGGCGAGCUCAACCCGUCCAAGGCGCGUGACCCCGGGUUGGUCUACGACGCGUCGGAGGGCGACUACGUCGCCAUGCUGUGCACGCAGGGGUACAACGCCACGCAGCUCGGCAUCAUCACCGGCUCCAACGCCACGUCUUGCGACGACGGCGCCAACGCCGACGACCUCAACUACCCAACCAUGGCGGCUCACGUUGCACCCGGGGAAAACUUCACCGUGAGCUUCACCCGGACCGUGACCAACGUCGGAGCCUCCUCUCCGGACGCCGUGUACGUCGCUAAGGUGCUUCUCCUCAGCGGGCGGCCCGGCGUCUCGGUUAUUGUUUCGCCGGACAGGCUGGAGUUCGACGGCCAGAACGAGAAGGCCAAGUUUGGUGUGUCCAUGUCCGGCGAGGGGCUGGCAGCGGACGAGGUCAUCUCGGCGGCCGUCGUGUGGUCUGACGGCAAGCACGAAGUGAGGAGUCCGUUGGUGGUGUUCACGGUGGAUAUGAGUAUAUGA
This is a messenger RNA of Sorghum bicolor (sorghum), 2214 nucleotides long. Its product is annotated as subtilisin-like protease SBT4.3. Gene Ontology annotation, molecular function: serine-type endopeptidase activity. The transcript has 10 exons. The record is from RefSeq and is a predicted model, not a curated record. Gene Ontology annotation, biological process: proteolysis. NCBI's taxonomy places the organism in Eukaryota, Viridiplantae, Streptophyta, Magnoliopsida, Poales, Poaceae. Bases 1 to 2214 code for a protein of 737 amino acids.